This is a messenger RNA of Nanorana parkeri, 870 nucleotides long. It is a transcript of the gene LRRC10, whose product is annotated as leucine rich repeat containing 10. Gene Ontology annotation, molecular function: protein binding. Bases 1 to 870 code for a protein of 289 amino acids. NCBI's taxonomy places the organism in Eukaryota, Metazoa, Chordata, Amphibia, Anura, Dicroglossidae. The record is from RefSeq and is a predicted model, not a curated record. The transcript has a single exon.
AUGGGCAAUACAGUAAGAGGAAUUAUUGCAUUCAUCCCAUCAAACAGCUGCCAAAAAUACCUACUCGGUGACUUGGAAGAAAUGCCUAUAGAUAAGAUGGUGGACUUGAGCAGUAUGCAACUUAGGAGAUUUCCUCUAAGAGUAUGUGCAUUCACAGAACUUGUCAAGCUCUACCUAAGUGACAACAACCUAAACAACCUUCCUCCAGAGCUGGAACUGCUGCAGAAUCUGCAGAUACUAGCCUUGGAUUUUAACAACUUUAAAAUUCUUCCACCAGUUGUAUGCAGCCUCAAGCAGCUGUCUAUAUUAUACCUUGGAAACAACCGGCUUAAAGACCUUCCACAAGAACUAAGUUUUCUGAAGAACCUGCACACUCUUUGGAUUGAGGCCAAUUAUUUCGAAAAUUUGCCUGUUGUCAUCUGUGAGCUGCCUCUCUUAAAGACGCUUCACGCCGGUUACAACCCAAUCCGAAACAUUCCCAUGGAGCUUAAGAAUUUAAGAGAACUGAAAAGUAUUUGGAUGUCAGGAACACUUCUUGAGAAAUUUCCACCAGUAUUCUUGGAAAUGUCUUUCCUGGAGAUCAUUGAUGUGGACAGAAAUGCUAUUAGAUCUUUCCCAAGUCUGAAGCACAUGUUGGGGUUGAAACUUGUUAUCUAUGACCACAAUCCAUGUCGCAAUGCUCCAAAAGUAGCAAAAGGUGUUCGGAGAGUUGGAAGAUGGUCUGAAGAAAGUCCAGAACCCAAGAAAAGGUCUGAGAUGGAAGCAGAGCUUGAAAAGCUUAUAGAAAGUAAAGACGUACACUCUACAGUUGUUAAUGAAGCAACACCGCAGAAUGUUAGUCAUAUGGAAGCAACCACUUCAUUAAUCUAA